Messenger RNA from Cimex lectularius (bed bug), 3922 nucleotides. RefSeq names its product homeobox protein TGIF2-like. NCBI's taxonomy places the organism in Eukaryota, Metazoa, Arthropoda, Insecta, Hemiptera, Cimicidae. The record is from RefSeq and is a predicted model, not a curated record. Gene Ontology annotation, molecular function: RNA polymerase II cis-regulatory region sequence-specific DNA binding; DNA-binding transcription factor activity, RNA polymerase II-specific. Gene Ontology annotation, biological process: regulation of transcription by RNA polymerase II. The coding region runs from base 290 to 997 and encodes 235 amino acids. The transcript is spliced from 5 exons.
UCUAGCCUCGUCUUUCCUUAGCUUCAACUCCUGUCUGCUGCACGUGUUUCUCAUUCGGUCCAGCCGUCAAAAGGUCUCGCCGGAGAAUAGUCUUGUCCAUGUGAUAUUUCCUGUUUUCUCAUUCGAUCCGGCCUCCUCUCGGAAAUGUGAUUCUUCCUGCUUUAACGAUUGACUUAACAAUUUUGAGUAUUUAUGCUUAUUUUUUAUGCGACCGAAUAAGUUACCUCCAGUUCCGACUUUACGACGAUUAGAACGUGCUUAUUAGGCUUUGUUACAUUCUCCAGAAAAUAUGUUGGAAGAGGCGAAGCGGUUCAGCACACAACAGGCGUACAUCCUUUCAAAAUCCCACCCUCCCAAAGUUUACAAAAGUUCUUACUCGGAUUUCUUGGGAAGUGACAAUUCUUUAUCGGAUAUUGAAUAUGAACACAAUUCCCCAACCCAAAAUGCAAAACAUACUAGUGGAGGUAUGGUGCGAAAAAAACGUGGUAAUCUGCCAAACGAGUCUGUCAAAAUUCUGAAAAAGUGGCUCUUCGAGCAUAGAUACAAUGCAUACCCCAGUGAUACAGAAAAGAAUAUGCUUUCACAAGAAGCAAAUCUGACAGUGCUCCAGGUGUGCAACUGGUUUAUAAAUGCUAGAAGGAGAAUACUACCCCAAAUGAUACGUCAAGAUGGUCAGGACCCCCAACAUUUUACGAUUACAAGGAAAGGGAAAAGAAAUGUAAAGAUAAAUAGUAACAUCGAAAAAGAAAGCCAUGAUUACUUAAAUAACAUCAAUAGCAGUAGUUGUUCAAACAGUGAAGAGGACUGCAAUUUAAGUGAACACAACAUUUCUGAUGGGGAAUGUACGGUUUCUCCAGAACCUUCGGAUAUUUCUCUUACUUAUCAAACAUGGACACCCGAGGAACCAAUGGAAAGUGAAGAUCCGUUCAAGUGCCUUCAUGUUCUUGUCGAAGCUGCUAUGGUGGUACGCCAAAGAGAAAUGGAAGCCGGGGUAUAGCACUUUGUAUAUAAUUGUUCAUUAAUUGUAUUUUAUGUUAAAAUAGUUUACCUGUUAGGGUUUUGUUUGCCAAUCAAUAUCUAAUAACUGUUACCUCAUAGAUGAUCGUAGUUGCAAUUAGUAUAGAUGUCUUCAUCUCAAAAAAUGUAUAUAAAGUGAUAAAUGAGAAUCAAAAGGAUGUCUCUUAAUGCACACUUUUUUAAGUGGUGGCCCUAAUCGGACUAGUGAUAUUUAAUUUCUUUAUUUUGGCCUGAUCAGUAAUAAGAAAAAAGCGAAAACGUACUAAGGGUAAUGGGAUUUUGUACUCCCUACAGAUGGUUUUGGACAACUAUAAAUAUUUGUAAUGUUUAUAUAUUGUUUUUCAGCAGUCAAAACUUAAAACCUAUUGACUAUAAUCGUGUUUUUUAGAAGUUGUUGGUACAAACUCGACUAAAACCUGGCUUUCUAGAUGCUGUCAUAAGUGUUAGGCUCGAUGAAAUUACAAAUAUAAAACUACCAGUGAAGAAUGAAUUUAUUAAAGCACACUGAUAUAUGGAUGUCAUACUUGUUACUUCAUCUUGUUGGUUGGCGAUUUUGGUUGAAAAUGGUAGGAUUUGUUUAAAGAAACAGUGUAGCUCUAUAAUACUCAUUCAUUCAAUGGUAUAACCUUUCAACUAAAUGUUGUUUUCUUUCAUAAGACUUUUUAGGCCCCACCAUAUUAAACUUUUAAAAAUUAUUCUUAUUGAAUGUGAUACCAUGCUGGAAUUAGAUGGAUUAAUUAAAUUUUCAAUUCUGGAUUACAUACCAAAAUAUUAAAUAUUUUUCUUUAGGCAGAAAAUCAAUAAAACUGUAGUGUUUUUCUCCACAAUGUUUUUUAUUCGCAUUAAGAUCUAAUAAUGUUAAAAUUAUUCAGAUAUUUUUAUAUUAAAUUUCCACAUAUUUUUCUACUUAAAUAUAGUGACUAUUUUUUCUGGUAUCAAAAAAAAAGAAAUAUUUUAAAUAACAAUAUGCAAUCAACUUUUUUAAGACUAAUUUCUGUGAGCACACUAAUAAUUAUAUUGUCAGGCUGAAUAAUCAUUAUUUUUUAAAAUUAUUCUUUUGGUACUUUAACAUAGACUUUAAGUGUUUGUUUGUAAAUAAUUUUAUUAAGUAGUACAAUGUAAUGAAAUUAGUUCAGACAUACUAAUUUAUGUUUGAAGUUUUAAGAAGUUUUUUCUCUUUUUUUUUCAAAGCAAGGAUUUUUUUUAUAAUUUACGCCUUUAUUUUACUCAAGGGAGAGAUUAAAGUGGACUUUUUAAUUUUAUACUUAUUUUUCCCUUUUAUAUAUAGAAAUAAAUUAACAUUUUUUUUUUCAAAUGUCCAAAUAAGACUCCUUUCAUUACUUCUCUAUGAAAUUAACAAAUUUAUUUAACACUUGAUUGAUAAGGGAUAAUCUAAAGUCGUUUACUUGAUACUUUACAGGGUACUUUUCCCUUCCAUCAUGUUUAACUUGUAUCCAGUUCAUUCAUAUUGUAACUAAAAUCUUUUCAUAUUUUGACCUGAUACUGAGUUUAUGUAUAUUAUAAAACUUUUCACUUUUUAUAAACAAAAAUGAAAUAUUUGUUGACCAGCCAUGAUAGUUCUAGAAGCCUAUUUUUUACAUCUUUGUCUUCCGUCUUUCAUUUUAUUUUACUAUUAUUUACUAAAUCUAUCUACACCAUCUUUCUAGUUGAAAAAUUGGGAAAAGUCUAUGUAUAAAGAAAAAAAGUCAGAUUAAAAAUUCAUUUAUUAAUGGAGUAUAAGUGCUAUGUAGAGAGUAUGCAGAUGCUGGAAGUUGAAUAAUCGUAUGUAAAAACAAUUCUCUUGACAAAAUUGUCCAAAAAUUAUCUGAUCAUUUUGACCCCUCAAAUAUAUUGAUCAGAAAUUCUCUUGGGUUAUUCUUAUUAAAAAUUAGAAGUUAAUUUUUUUCUAGUAGAAAAUCAGUGAUAUAUGUUAUGAAAUGUUUACCGGUGUUACAUCACCUCCUUAAGAUAUUCUCAAAUUUUACUUUCUCCCUGUUAAAUUUCUUCAAUAUAUUUUUAACAAUUGUCCUAAGUUAUGAGUUUGAGAUAGUAACUAUUUUCUAAAAAAAAAAAAAAAACGAAACUAGUUUUUUUUGCCAUUUGCAAUACGAUUGUUAUUGUGGUGAUUUAUUAGUAGGAAAUUGUUAUUAGACUAAAAUAUCAAGUCUGUAACUUAAAAGUAAAAUUUCAAAAUAGAUUUUGUAAUUAAUAUAGCUUUAGGAAAACUUGUUCUUCCAAGUGUUUAUAAUAAUGUAAUACCAAUGUCAUAAUGUUCCUGUUUUAUUGCAUCUGUUUUGAUAUAUCUUUCAAUGUAAAACUUAAUAUAGUACCUUCGUAGCACUAGUCUAUUCAUUAUGGCAACAAUGAAUCUUUGAACGUAUAUCCACGCAUUUUGUUAAUAUUAUUCAGAGUGGCAUUAAAUUUAAUUCUAUAUUUUUUUAACAGAAUACAAAAAUAUAGCUUUGUUGCCAAUUCUAACACAUCUGUCCAACAUUGCUCAACUGUUUAAUUCUGUAUAUCACCUUUGCAUAUGUUUUAGUAAAUUAUGUAUUUACUAGUAAUAAUCUAUUGUAUUCUGGUAAUGUAAUGGAUCAAGAAUAUUAAUGUACAAAAUACUAUUGAGGUUAAUACUGCCCUGUACCUAAUAGAAUAUAUACGUAACUUUUUUUUAAUUAUUAGAAAUUUACAUAAGGGCAAAUGUUCAUGUGUUCUCUUGUGAAUUGCUGACAAAAAGAAAGUAUUGCAUCAACUGAUGCAUUGUAAUAAUUAAUAAAUAUCACUCAAUUCUGAGUUUGUAGGAAUCUCAUUUUUUUAAAUAUUUUUUAAUGAGGUAAAUUUUCUUCUAGGAUCAGCAUUUCACUCGAUUCUCUUAUGUACAUAUAUAAUUAAAUUUAGUAGAACAUCA